Molecule: messenger RNA, 6671 nt
Organism: Passer montanus (Eurasian tree sparrow)
Lineage: Eukaryota; Metazoa; Chordata; Aves; Passeriformes; Passeridae
Gene: ATXN1L
Product: ataxin 1 like
Exons: 2
Coding region: 174-2240 (688 amino acids)
Biological process (GO): anatomical structure development; regulation of DNA-templated transcription
Cellular component (GO): nucleus
Molecular function (GO): protein binding; RNA binding
Source: RefSeq, a predicted model, not a curated record
CGGGUGGGGAGGAGCCGGUGCGGGCGCCGGGCGGGCCCGCGGGGCCGGUCCGGGCCAUGGCGGGUGAGGCGGCGGCCGGCGGCGCGGAUGCAGCAGCCCGCGCGUGGCAGCCCCAGUGGGUGCCCCCAUGAGCGAGCGUCGCGGCCGGGGCUGCCGGGACACCGCGCGGCGCCAUGAGAGCGGGCCACGAGCGCAGCCAGGAGUGUCUCCCGCCCAAGAAGCGGGAACUUGCCGCCGCCAACACUGGCACCGAGGCGGGACGGGCGGGGGGAGCCCAGGGCUCGGGCGAGGGCCCCGAGUGGGCCCGCACGGCUCGGCCGGCUCCCUCCACGCCGCGCUACGGUCCUGGCGAGACCCCCGAGGCGGCGGCGGGGCUGACGGUGGACCAGUACGGGAUGCUCUACAAAGUGCAAGCACCGCCCGCCACCUUCUCCCCCACGGGCCUGCACCCCGUGGUGAACGUGAGCCCCCUGCCCCCCGCCUUCAACGUGACCUCGCCCAUCCUCCAGCACCCGGCAGUGCCCUUCCCCUCCAUCCACUAUGCACAGAUCCCGUCGGCCUCCCUGCAGCUCAUCGGUUCCCACUACACAGUGCCCUAUGCCGUCCCUCCUGCCUUCAUGCCUAGUCCUCUCCUGUCUCCUUCCACCAACCUCGCUGCCCCCCACGUCCCCCACUUCGUGCCAUACGCCUCCCUCUUCACGGAAGAAGCUGCUCCUUCCCCCCAGACUACCUCUCCCACCCACAGCUUCAACAAAUCCACCUCUGCAGCCUCUCCUGGGCAGAUGCAGCACCACACUGCGCCCCAGCCAGUGGACAUGGCACCGGGGAGAAUUCCUGUUUAUUAUCAGAUGUCCCGCUUCCCACCAGGCUACUCAGCCUAUGAGGCACCUGCAGCAGGUGGGAGCCCAGAGUCUCCUCAGCAAGACAGCCAGCUGAGCUCAGAGGUGGCUGCGGCCAAUGGUGGGCAGAGGCCCCUGGAGCAGAGUGUGGCCAGGAGGCCCAGCGAGGCUGUGGACUCUGCCAGCAGUGCAGCUGAGGACUGUCUGCCCCCAGGGGCUGCAGCAGGAUGUGUGGCUGAUGGACAGUUCCUUCCAGGUUACCAGAUGCUGGGAAGAGAGAUCUCUGUGCCUACUCACAGGAGCACCCCAGAUGCUGAUCUGGAGGUUCAGAGGGUGGUGGGGAUGUUGGCAUCUCAGGAUUAUCAUGUUCUGGCUGCCCAGAGGAAAGAUGACCCAAGCCCUUUGAACCUUUGCCAUAAUACCCCUGAUGGGCAGGGAGAUGUGCUGAGGAACACCACAGACGGGGCUGCAGCUGGGAACAGCCAGUCCCGGAGCCCAUGCGGAAUGUCCCCCCAAGAGACUGUUAGGCAGAGGCAGUUAGCCAAAGGAAUGGUGAUAGCCAAUGGCAAGCCAGUACUUGUUCCCGUGGGAUCUGAGCCUGUCAGGUCUUCCACUUCAGAAGCCCUGCUGAGGGAGAGCCCAGAUGCCCAGGCUCAAGGAAAUGUGCAUGAAAAGGAGCUGGCCCAGUUGCAGCCACCCAGCUCCUCACAGCUGCCCUCUCACUUCAUGAAAGGAGCCAUCAUCCAGCUGGCGACGGGAGAGCUGAAGCGGGUGGAGGACCUGCAGACCCAAGACUUUGUUCGCAGUGCAGAGGUGAGUGGAGGCCUGAAGAUCGACUCCAGCACUGUGGUGGAUAUUCAGGAAAGCCAGUGGCCUGGGCUUGUCACACUGCAUUUUGUGGUUGGGGAGCAACAAAGUAAAGUGAGCAUUGAUGUGCCCCCGGAGCAUCCCUUCUUUGUGUAUGGCCAGGGCUGGUCCUCCUGUAGCCCUGGGAGGACUGCUCAGCUCUUUGCUUUGCCCUGUCACAGGCUGCAGGUGGGGGAUGUCUGCAUAUCGAUCAGUUUACAGAGCAUGAAUGGCAACUCUGCUUCUCAGGCCAACUCCCCUCUCACGGAUCAGCUGGUAUCUGCUAGGGAGAGCUUGGAACGAACAGCUCAGGGGCCCAGAGAGCCAUCUGACAGAGCUGCUGAAAGGAAGAGCCACACAGAUAGAAGCAGCACGGUCCAGAGCUCCCGUGCAGAAUCUUCUCAGCCUGAGGCUGGCAGUCUGUACAGUUUGGCCCCAGGCUUCCAAAGAUACAGCAUGCAGGCAGAGGAGCCUCGGCCCUCUCUGCUCCGUCCCUCUUUCAUUCCCCAGGAGGUCAAGCUGUCUAUUGAAGGGCGUUCGAAUGCAGGGAAAUGAUCCCUUAGAGGUGUGAGCUAGGGCAGUCACAGCAGGUGAGCCUCACCAUCAGGUGGAGGAAUUGCACAGACUCUGUCAUAGGCUCACCAACAAAGGCUGCUCUCUGCCUUGCAGGAAUGGCUCCGUUCCAGUUCCACGGCUGACCAGUUCCUCUUGGGGAGUCAGGAGGCCUCCAGUGCCUCAGGGAGUAGCAACAGGCUAGCUGGGGUGGGGAGCAGGGAUGUGGUCAUGAGUGUGUGAUGAGAGCAUUCCCGAGGCUGCUGGAGGCUGGGGCUUUCUCCCACCUCCUGGGAUAACUGACUCCCUGCGGGGCAGGGGCUGAGCAUUCGGGGCAGGUGGGGAGAUGAGGAGGGCAGACUUGGCUUAAGGUAGCAGAUAAAAUUGCUGAAGAUUUUAUUUCUCCUUUCUCAUGAUGGGGAGAGAUGGGUCCCCACUGGAGUUUAGGGGCUCUGCUCCCAGUAUCCCCUUUCUUCACACAUGCACUUUAAAAGGACCAUUCACCGGUGGAGCUCUCAAGGGCAGGAUGGAGGUGCUUCUCUGGUGGUUCUGAUUAAUGUCUCUUCCACUGAAUCCAACUGCUCUUUCUUCUUGCAAAGAAUGUACAGAUUUGAACGAAUCACAGAAAUUCAAGAGGAAGGACCAAAAGGAUGGGCUUGGGUGCAGGUGAAUAGGGAACUUGAGCACUUGAGAUGGGACACAAGUUGGGAUGGGAGACGUUGUUUCCUGCUAUAAAGUCUACUUAGUUGUUUUGCCACCAAAUCAAACCUUUCUUCCCAUGUUAGUAACUUUCAAAAAAAAACAACAAAAAAAACCCAAAAAACCAAAACCCUCCUGGGCUUAUAGCUUUUGCAGAGGCUUAACCUAGGGAUGAAUGGAGUUGGAUUUUUUUGUUUGGUUGAAUUUUGGUUUUGGAUAUUUUAUUGGUUUGGUAUUUUUUUAAAUCUGGAGCAAAAUACAUUCAGCGUUCUCUAGGGAAGGGUGAAAACAUUCUUCUUCUGUGAGAAGACCAAUGCUAUUUUGUAUUAAGUAAAAAAAAUGUUCCAGAUGGCUAGUUCUUCCCUGAAGGCAGUUUUCCUGAAUAAGCUCUAGACAAGAGACAAGUGUUUGUGCACGUGCCGGCAAGGUACAAAGUUUGUGCUAAGUACAAUUCUAUUAUUAAUGUACGGACUCUAAAAAUAUCCCAGUGUCACAGGGCAUUUUGGAGUAAUUUUGUGUUAGUUUUUCUGAUGCUUCGAUUCAGAGUUCCUCUGUAGAAAAACAUGGUCAAAUCAAGAGUAGUCUUUUUCAUGGUGAGAUUUAAUACAAUUGUGUAUGAACAGCUGAUUGUGGUGGUAACACUAUUGAGUGAAGUCUCCUGUAGUUACACUAAUCUACCCUCUCUGAUGGUGUGUUAUGACACCAUUGCUCAGCUAGGAUAAAGAAUAGUCACUGUUCUGGUGAAAAAACAGUUUUCACUGACUUAACCUAGAUAGGGUAUUCCUUGUGUUCAGGUGCCCAUCUCUGUGCUAGGACCAGGCUCUGGAGGGGGCCUUUCUUAGUGUGCAGAGUCCUGAUGUUCAGCAUGCUGUUUCUGUCUCCCUGCUCUCAUCUGCCUGAAGUUUGUCAAGUGUGCCUGACUCUUGGGGUGCCACUCCUCUCUGUGACAGAACGGUGUGUGUCAGCACCUCUCCUUGCAGUGGUGCUGUCUCAGGGCUGUUCUGCACUCCCCAGGAGUAUGUCCUGUAACUGGUUGGCUUCUGCUGACUGUGAAAUGGAUGCAUGCUCUGCCUGUGUAUUAGGCAAGUUAGUCUCCAGAAUGUCCCUUCCAUCCCAGCCUCAGUCCUGUUUUCCUAGCACAUUGCUAGCCAUUUCUGUUGCCUUUAAAAUGCUUGCACCAGGACAGGGCUUAGGUGAGAUGUGUGCUAAACGUGCCCUCAGUGUUUGUGCCUCACAGGGUUCUCCAGAAUGAGGAUGCUGCCUGUAUCACAUGUAGCUGCUCCCACAUGACACACUACUUCUGGUUUCAUCAGCUGCAUUUGGGAUGUGUGAAGUCACAGUGACACUGUUGUGUGAAGAUUCUGCCUCCUCAGGUGCAUCAGCUGUGGGAACAGAUGCUGUUUUCACAACCCCAUUUGUCAGUGAAGUGUCCACCUGGGCCCCUUUGUCACCUGGGCGUGUCACAGCUCCUGCUGACUCGACUCUCCUACAUAAAACUCUCUGUUAAUGUUGGUAAUUAGUACUUAAUGCUCAGGAUAUCUGAGGUGUCUGCCACCAAAGGCAGGAGGCAGAGGAGCCGGGGUUCUCAUGCCUGUUCUGUGCAGGGUGCACGCAGAGGGAUUCAGGGCUGCGACAGGCACUUGAGAAAGGGAUCUCGCAACAGACGGCAUGUGAAUGUAGAAGGGCUGGUUACACACAGAGGCAGUGUCUGAGCAACUGAUGGUGCAGAGCCCCUGGAGUGUCUCUGAACCCCGAAGUCUGUCUUAGAGUGAGGGUUUGGAGGGCUUGCCUUAACACCACGUGUGUAACUGUAACUCCUCGAUCUCAGUCACACUGUGGUGUGAAUGAGCAGUACUGACAAAUGAGGCAAGAUGCUGUGUGAUUUAAAUAGCUUUGUACUGUAGGCAGGUGAAGGGCUGUGAAGGUGCUUGCCCUGUUGUUUACCUGGCUGCUGACCUGGACUUUGGCUUGCUGCACCUCUGUUGGGUGCAGUCCUGAGCUCUGUGGAACAGGCCAUGCUGAACUGGACCUUGGUGCUUUUAUCCAGACUCCUGUCAGUCCUGCUGUUGUGUGUGUUUCAGCUGCCAGCUUUUCCCUGGAAGCAGUGGUUUGAAGCACAGCUCAUGAUGGGGGACUGAGAUGAAGAAUCUGUGUCUGGCUGUUUGCCUCAAAGGGUGAGCAGGAGAGGAUCACUGGCAACUCUCCAGCUCAGCUCAGCAGUACUGGUAUCACAGGAACCUGUCCUUACUGCACAGGGCUGUAUGGCUUAACACCAUAGUGGUGGCUGUGCUGAGCACUGAGGCUCUCCUGGGACAGGGAGUGUGAGGCAGGCUCUGCUGCAGUGAGAAAGGCUGUGAAUGAGCCUGUGGAGGAGGCUUUUAUUUCUCGGGUUUACAGGGAAAGGAGGAGAUAAAGCCAGGAAGACAUUGCAGAGUGGGAUGGUUACCUGGGCUUUUCUGCUGGCAGAGAUGUGACAGACUUCUCAGAGAAAUAUACCAUGUUCCUGCUGCAGUUGUCUAGGGUAGGAGAGCUGUGGUCUGUCCUGCCUGGAGGAGGCCCUGAUCUUAUCCAGCUCACACUCUGUAGCAGGAGUCCGUGGGAUGCAAUAAUGGGUGUCUGUAGCCAUCUGUCCCAUCCCAUGGAACAUGCCUUGGGUUAGCUGCACAGCAGAGCCAAGCCUGUCUCUGGGCUGUGCAUUCACAGCAAUGAGCGCUCAUCACUACCAGACUAUGCAGAGGAAGCUCUGUCUGGAAGGGAAGGAAGCUGCAGAGGCCCCUCUGCCUUCCCCUUCCAGCUGCUGAGCAGCUUUUUAUAUUGCACUUUUCACAUUGUGUCCCUGUCCCCACCCCACAUUUCAAGUCACUUUGUCCCAUAGAGAACUAACAAUCCUUGUUACUCAGAAAACAUUGUAAAAGAAACUACAGCAGCUGGAGUAUCCCAAAUGCUAGUUCCUGCCCGCAGCAGCACACGUGCCUUCCCCAGCGUCACUCACAACUGCUCCCCGUCUUUUCAAGCUGUGCUAGAGCCUGACACUUGUCAGAAGCUACUAAGACAGCUACAAAUACACAUCCUGUACAGUUUGGCCCAGGGUGUUCCAUAUAGUUGAAAAUGGUGAUGGUCCAGGCCCUUCCACAGCCUUCUCACUGUCUGUCAAGGACAGAAUUGCCCCACGGGUCCUGGGCUGCUGCCGCCCACCCUGCCAACAUGCCCCUGGCACACUCGAGUUGUUUUGGGCUUUCAUGGCACCUUAGCGCCAGGGAGGGUGUGCUCAGAGAGAGAGAGACAUGGGGGAGCUGGCUGGGCUGCCCUGAGGCAGAGAGAUGUUUGUAGAUAAGUGCUGACCCCUCACUAUAACCCCCAGUAUAUGGCUGUAUUAACAUGUAACCGAUGCAGUGUAUCUAAAGCCUUAGAACUAGUCAGGUGCUCCCCUCCAACUUUGUCCCUGCCCCUUUCCUCCUACCUGAUCUUUAACAAAGCAUUAAUAAUUCUAAGGAUAAUCUCUAUUUUGUUGUGCUUUUUUUGUAACUGUUUUAAAUAAAUCAAUUUGUACUGUAUAUUUGUACUUUGGUGAGAUCCUUUUUCCUGUUUUACCAUUUUAAGUCUGUACUUGCCUACAAACAGAUUGUAUUUUUAUUGUUAAUGCUUUUAUGAAUAUUGCAUUUAACUUGUUGACUCUGUAAACAGUAUAUAUCUAUAUACAUAUAUCUAUAUCUAUAUAUAAACCAAUAGCUUUUC